Brassica oleracea var. oleracea is the source of this 959-nucleotide messenger RNA. RefSeq names its product VQ motif-containing protein 33-like. The coding region runs from base 29 to 757 and encodes 242 amino acids. The record is from RefSeq and is a predicted model, not a curated record. The transcript has a single exon. NCBI's taxonomy places the organism in Eukaryota, Viridiplantae, Streptophyta, Magnoliopsida, Brassicales, Brassicaceae.
CUCAUAUACACACAAAGGCUUAACAUUAAUGGAGGUCUCAUCAACAUCAUCCAUCUGUUCAAAACCAGAACAAAUCAUGCAAAACUACCCAGCCAUAAUCACAUCUCCUAGGUUUCAGCCUCAGACAAGAUCUCCUCGUCAUCAUCAUCAUGACCAACAUCAACAUCUCUCAAACCCUUACCCAACAACAUUUGUUCAAGCAGACACUUCCACUUUCAAACAAGUUGUGCAGAUGCUGACCGGCUCCUCCACCGAUACCAACACUGAAAACCACCACAAAGCUCCUCCUCCGGUGAACAACAAAGGAGGUUUCUCAGUCCCACCCAUCAAGAAAACCAACAGUUUUAAACUCUACGAAAGAAGACAAAACAAUAACAACAACACGUUUGGUAAGAAUGAUUUAAUGAUCAAUACUUUAAGGCUUCAAAACUCCCAGAGGUUGAUGUUCUCAAGCGGACACAACGGUCAUCAAAGCCCAAGAUUCUCUCCAAGGAACAGCUCACCAGAGAGUGUUCUUCUGUCUCCAAGCAUGCUAGAUUUCCCAAAGCUAGGGCUAAACAGUCCUGUUACGCCACUGAGAAGCAACGAUGACCCCUUGAACAAGUCAUCGCCUUUGUCUUUAGGGAGUUCAUCUGAAGAAGACAAAGCCAUUGCGGAAAAAGGAUUUUAUCUUCACCCUUCUCCAGUUUCAACUCCUAGAGACUCUCAGCCACUGCUUCUUCCUCUUUUUCCGGUUACUUCUCCCAGGAAUCCAUAAAUCCUGACGACGACCCACGAGUGUUCGCAUUCUCUAAUAAGUUAAAUACAUUCUCUGAUUUUGUUUACCUAUGGCUAUAUAUAUAACUAAGAUGUAAGUUCUUAGUACUGGAGUGACUAGAAAUUUUAUGCGGUUUAUAAGCUCACUUUUAAUCUCAAUAACUCAGUGCAAUUUAUGAUUGGAAGGAAGAUUUAUUCAUGAA